CCCUAGGUCAAGGUCGCCCAGUUGGAUUGGCUAGAACACGGAGUAGACUGACCCGAGUAGAUUAUCUUUCGGUGUACAUAUUAUCAAACAGUCAAAGUUCUUGUCUUUCCAUCGCUGCACCAUUAUGGCGAACAGGGACAAAGCUGCUGACCAGUUGAAUGCUUUCAGCAAAACACAGGGAAAGCCUGAUGUUCUCACCACAGGCACAGGUGCCCCUGUGGGGCGCAAGAAUGCCACCAUGACUGUUGGACCACGGGGGCCUGUGCUGCUGCAGGACUUUGUGUUUACAGAUGAGAUGGCACAUUUCAACAGGGAGCGGAUUCCAGAACGUGUUGUACAUGCUAAAGGAGCAGGUGCCUUUGGCUACUUUGAGGUGACACAUGACAUCACACGGUACUGUAAAGCCAAAGUAUUUGAACAUGUCGGCAAGCGGACUCCAAUGGCAGUGAGGUUUUCAACUGUUGGUGGAGAGAAGGGUUCAGCUGACACAGCCAGAGAUCCCCGCGGGUUUGCCAUGAAGUUCUACACUGAAGACGGAAACUGGGAUCUUGUGGGCAACAACACUCCCAUCUUCUUUAUCAGAGACCCCAUGCUGUUCCCCAGUUUUAUUCACACCCAGAAGAGGAACCCUGCCACCAACCUGAAGGACCCUGAUAUGUUCUGGGACUUCAUUACGCUGCGUCCUGAGACAAGCCACCAGGUGUCCUUCCUGUUCUCAGACCGAGGUACACCUGACGGUUUCCGCCACAUGAAUGGCUAUGGCAGCCACACCUUCAAGCUGGUUAAUGCCCGUGAGGAGAGUGUUUACUGCAAGUUUCACUUCAAGACUGACCAGGGCAUCAAGAAUAUGACAGGACCUCAGGCAGAUCAGUUUGCUGCUGAUGACCCUGACUAUGCGACCCGGGACCUGCACAAUGCCAUUGCAGAGGGCACCUUCCCAUCCUGGUCGGCAUACAUCCAGGUGAUGAGCUUCGAGGAGGCAGAAAGGUUCAGAUGGAACCCCUUCGACCUCACCAAGGUGUGGCCGCAAGGGGAGUACCCUCUGAUCCCUGUUGGUCGCAUGGUCCUCAACAGGAACCCCAAGAACUACUUUGCUGAGGUGGAGCAGAUUGCCUUCUCCCCGGCCCAUAUGGCGGGCAUUGAGGCCAGCCCUGACAAGAUGCUGCAGGGACGUCUCUUCUCAUAUUCGGACACCCAUCGGCAUCGUCUGGGCAGCAACUACCUCCAGCUCCCUGUCAACUGCCCCUUCAACACUCGCCUCAGCAACUACCAGCGUGAUGGUCCCCAGUGUGUUGAUGAAAACCAAGGUGGGGCUCCAAAUUAUUUCCCAAAUAGUUUCACUGGCCCACAGGAUGACACCAAACACCUGGAGUGCCCUUUGAAAAUAUCAGGGGAUGUAGGCAGAUACAAUACAGCUGAUGAUGACAACUUCAGCCAAGUGGGCAUCUUCUGGAGGAAGGUACUGUCCCCUACUGAUCGUGACCACCUGAUCAGCAAUAUGGCUGGACACCUCAUCAAUGCCCAGGAGUUCAUUCAGAAACGGGCAGUCAGUAACUACAGCCAGGCUGACCCUGAGUAUGGCCGUCGACUGCAGGAUGCUCUCAAUGCCUUGAGGGCAAAGGCACAGAGUGGGAUGACCGCCAACCUUUGAGAAGCCGAGAAGAAUGUG
Molecule: messenger RNA, 1669 nt
Organism: Haliotis rubra (blacklip abalone)
Lineage: Eukaryota; Metazoa; Mollusca; Gastropoda; Lepetellida; Haliotidae
Product: catalase-like
Biological process (GO): response to hydrogen peroxide; hydrogen peroxide catabolic process
Cellular component (GO): peroxisome; cytoplasm; mitochondrion
Molecular function (GO): catalase activity; heme binding
Source: RefSeq, a predicted model, not a curated record